Molecule: messenger RNA, 2909 nt
Organism: Cololabis saira (Pacific saury)
Lineage: Eukaryota; Metazoa; Chordata; Actinopteri; Beloniformes; Belonidae
Product: zinc finger and BTB domain-containing protein 39
Exons: 4
Coding region: 155-2752 (865 amino acids)
Biological process (GO): negative regulation of transcription by RNA polymerase II; regulation of cytokine production; regulation of immune system process
Molecular function (GO): protein binding
Source: RefSeq, a predicted model, not a curated record
CGGGGGUUUACUUGUAAUUCAAUGUUGACAAACAGCUGAGUUUGGAGUAUUUGGGGGUAACAAAGGAUUCCUGACAGCCGCGACUCAUGGUGUUGAGUGGGUUGUAGCCGGGCAGGAGUUCCAGGGAUGAGGAUCCAGCUGCAGGGUCCCAGCCAUGAGGAUCCAGCUGCAGGGUCCCAGCCACGCCGCCAGCCUGCUCGUCCAGCUCAACCGCUGCCGCCAGUCACACCACUACUGCGAUGUGUUUCUACAAGUCGGCAACCGGACAUUUGCAGCACACCGUGCAGUCUUGGCCUGUGCUGGCACAUAUUUCCAUGAUUUAUUCACCCGGGUUCCAGCCACAUCCUCUGCUGUCUUCCCGCUUGAACUGAUCUCCCCGGCCAACUUUGAAAAGGUCCUGACCUUCGUCUACACGGGCGGUAUCUUGAUUGAUCUUAUAGAUAUGGGGGUGCUGUAUGAACUGGCUGAGAGAUUUGGCAUUUGUGAACUGGUCCGGGCCUGUCAUGCUACGUUCCCCGAUCUGCAGGCGUCUGUGUCUGCUAAAUGUAAAGUAAGCAGUGUAGAGGAUCUCCCUCCGGACACCAGCACAGCUGCUGCUGCAUCCGCCGUCAUCACUGCAGCUUCUGUGUCUGUAUCCUCUGUGUGUUCCUCCACGGCCUCUUGCUCCUCUCUGUCAUCGGUGGCAGGUCCUGGUGCUGAUGCUGCGCCUGCUGUUGCUCCCUCACCUCUCUCUCAUAGCAGGACUGCUAGGCCAGAGCGUGGAGUUAACACAUCUCUAUCUAUGGAGCUGAAGGAGGAAGACAUCCAGUCCCAGAUCGGCUAUGGAAAGUUGGAAGAAAAUCAAAAGCUACAAGGAGGCCAUCUUCUAACCAGGAGUAACGUUUAUAAUGAGACUGAAUGUGUGUCAUCUUCAGUUGUUUUCGAGCUGAAGACUGAACAGGGACUGGAAAUUAGAGAGGCAGAAGAAGGCUGUGGAGACGGUGACACACACGGCCAAAUACUCUCUGAAAGUUGUACGAGUGGUUCUUUGCCACAUGGCAGUGAUCCUGCAACUUUGGACUCCUGCUCCCUCCCAGAGUCCUCGGCUCAGGCUGGAGCUGAGACUUCACCCUCAGGAGAGACGUUAGGCUGGCUGCAGGGGACACCAGGGGAGGGCAGCGGGACGGAUGUGCAGAAGGACAGCAGGCUGGGGCUUGGUGAGACGAGGAAAGGUGGAACCGUACAGGAGAGGGAUGCUCUGCAAGGUGAUGAGACGAUGGCGGGAACAGAGGAGGAGCAGCGGAGACAGCUGGCAGGGGAGAUCAUUGAGCUGAGUGAUGAUGAGAACUGCAUGGCGGAGACGGAAGAGGACGAUGAAGAAGAGCUUGUAUGUGUGGAAUAUGGUGUUACAAGAGCAGAAGGGAACACAAGCAGCCAGGGAACAGGAAACAUGUUGUCAUGUAAAGCCUGCUCAGCACUUGUUCCCGCAGACUCUGGUGCCGUCGUGAGACACGGUGAGACUCACCUGACAGAGCUCGGCCUCUGUGGAGUGUGUGGCACGUCGUUUCCAGACCACGCUGCCGCCGUCUCCCACGCCCUCCAUCACGUGGGAGUGAAGCUCUUCAGCUGUGACAUGUGCCACUUCCAGUUCCUCAGCCAGAACAAGCUGCUGCGUCACCAGCAGCAGGCGGCCGCCGGCUACAGCAUCCCACAGGAAGUGCUGUCCUCCCUGGCCGGGGAGCUGAGCUGUGCAGCCUGCACCAAAACCCUCAGGAAAGACUUCCAGACUCUCAGAGAGCACCUCCUGACUCACGUCUCCCCUCAGACCCUGACCUGUGGGGUGUGUCUGGUCCCCCAGCCGUCCCUGUGCUCCCUGCUGUGGCACGCCCUCCCCCACCUCUCCCUGCCCGUCUACCCCUGCCCUCACUGUGCCCGCUGCUUCGUACAGCGCCCCGCUCUCCACCAGCACAUGAUCGCCCACGCCCAGGAGGCGGCAAUCACAGAAAGGGAGUACUUUGCGCUGAAGGCUCACAGAAUCAAGUUGCACACCGUCGGGGAAGGAGAAAUGGAAGGAGUGGAGGCGAUACAUUGCUUCCUCUGUCCAGAGACAUUCUGUUCCUCCUCUGCCUUCCAGGACCACCUCACGUUACACACCACCGAGUCCAUGGAGACAAGGGGAGGCACCGGGGGCCAGGGCUGGUUAGGCAAACGUAAAGCUGACCACUCUGUGGAGUGGCCGGCUUCUUCCAGCUCCUCCUCCUGUUCUCCACUAGAUUCUGCUGGCCUUGUUAAGACGGGCAGCCUGAGCGUGGGAGGAGGAAUGGGCCGUAGCGUAAGAGAAACGUUCAUUCAGCGGCCGACACACCACUCAUUCCCCGGGGUCCUGCCUAACGGGCUCUGCAGCCAGGAGGACGGAGCUGCGGCAGCAGGGGCGCGGGGAAAGUGGUAUCGAUGUCGCUUCUGCGGCAAAUGUUUCGCCCACUCCGGGGAGUUCACCUACCACCUCCGUAUCCACACCGGGGAGAAACCGUACCAGUGCAAAGUGUGUCUGCGUUUCUUCAGAGGUCGCUCCACUAUGAUCUGUCACCUGAAGACGCACGCCGGCGCGCUCAUGUACCGCUGCACGGUGUGCGGCCUCUACUUCUCCACGCUGAAACUGGUGUCGUCGCACAUGGAGCUGCACCAGGACCAGCUCCCGCCAGACUUCAGCAUCGAGCAGACCUUUAUGUACAGUGAUCACUCCAAAGACCCGCUGCUCACCCUGGACACAUGAGGGACCUCAUUCCUACACACCCUUCUGCUUUUGUUCUGGGAAAAUUACUACUUAAAAUGAACCUGGGCACCAACUAAGGGUUCUUUUUAAUAUUUUUUUAUUUUUUUAUUGUACUCCUAAAAUCUUCAGUUGUCCAAAAAUAAAAAUACAGAAGUCA